Setaria italica (foxtail millet) is the source of this 513-nucleotide messenger RNA. Its product is annotated as spidroin-1-like. The transcript has a single exon. Lineage: Eukaryota; Viridiplantae; Streptophyta; Magnoliopsida; Poales; Poaceae. The coding region runs from base 1 to 513 and encodes 170 amino acids. The record is from RefSeq and is a predicted model, not a curated record.
AUGGCGGGAGCAAAACAGAGCACGGCGGCGACAGGUGCGGCGAGGGAGAGCUGGAGCGGGGAAGGGGAGUGCGGCGGCGUUGGCGGCACAGUUAUAGGCGAGCGGGGCGGAGCCGAGGCUGGCAGCUGGGGACCGAAGGGGAGCCAGGGCACUGCUGCGGCCAUUAAUGGCGGUGGCGCCAUUGGCGCAGAGAAGGGAGGGGUGGCGCGGCAGGCAAGGCGUGCAGGCGCGGGUGAAGUGAGCGUGCAUGGCAAUAACAGCUUUGUCGGGACGCAUCACUGGCGAGGCGGGAAGGAGCUGUCGCGGCCGGGGCAGCGGUUGGUGGAGGCGGCAGUGUCGAGGAGGGCAUCCGCGAGGGUGCGCGCUCGGGCAGGGCAGCGGGCAAGGCGUGCCUUCGGGCAAGGCGGAGCUGCUGGGAGCAGGGUGGGGGAUCGUGGCGCUUCACUGGCGGCAUGGUGCGCGAGGCGUCGUCCUACCAUAGCCGGAGACCAGGCGGAGGUGCUGCAUCAGUGA